Dermacentor andersoni is the source of this 553-nucleotide messenger RNA. Lineage: Eukaryota; Metazoa; Arthropoda; Arachnida; Ixodida; Ixodidae. The record is from RefSeq and is a predicted model, not a curated record.
GAAGGUAUUGUUUGUCGAAGCCGCCUAUAUACACGGCAUGUGCAAAGGCGCAGCUUCCAGAGGAGGUUGCUGCGAAAAUAAGAACGCACACCGUCACAUCGCUCCUGUCGCCAGCUCCAGCCCACGCAGGUCGCGAAAAUUCCAAAAUGUCACGGGACCUGUUUAGCACGCAGCCGUAUUUACGUACGCUGGCUAUGUUCUCUUUUCUUUUGGUUGUUGCAAUUGGGGCUCCAGGACUCGUCGUCGUGAAGUCGAGGACACCUGAGCAAAUCUUUCAAACGCAACAAACAGGUUCCGCAAGCAUAUUGGAGAGAAGUGACGCGUAUUACUUACCCGAAAGCCGAGAUGGUCUUGGAACUCAGCAUGACUGUGUGGGCAAUGGAGGGCAAUGCAACGAUACCUGCCUUGGAUCUUCGAAUUCUAACUGGGAUUGCCCAAAUAACAAGGAGUGUUGUGUAUAUGUUUGGUAGAAGAGUCUGUCACAUUGAAUGGAGAACUUUUGCUCUUUCGCCACUCUGUAACAGACACUUUUGUCAAUAUGAUCAAUAAUAAA